UGGCUAAUUUGAAAAUUGAUUUGCACUUUGUUAUAAACUAUAAACUUCUUAGUGUAGUGCACUAUAGUGCGGUUUGCCCACCUCUAAUCACUGUUGCCUACUUCGCUUCUCCCGCAUUACUGACAUUCAUAGGGCUUUGCAUCGCGUUGUCGUCGUUGGUUUCCUCGGCGUUUUCGUUGGAGUCGUCGUGCUUCUUCUUUAUGAAUUUUUGUAGUUUUUGAGGGUCAAGUUCGUCGUGCUUUCGCUUUGGUGCUACCGUGACAAUUUUCUUUGUUAUCUACAACUGACAAAGAGGUAUAUGAUAUAAUAGUAUAGAAAAGGUGGACACAGUAGCGAGUGCCUGUAUUUCCACUACACUUGGAGGUUUGCUUCCCUUUUCCCUCCCAUGGUUGUUAUGGCAGUUGAGAAGGAAAAGCUUCAGGAAGAAUCCGUAAUCCGCCGCUUCUACAAGAUUAUUCUUAGUUGGGACUACCGUGCUCUCCUCAAGGAAUCUAAGGAGCAGAAGAAAGGGACUGCGAAGUCAACACUCGUGAAGGUGAAGAACCGGUAUACAGACGUUGAUGACUAUAUUGCAACCUACGAACCGCUCAUCUUUGAAGAAGCCAAAUCCCAGAUCAUUAAGGAGAAAGAGGAAGAAGAGGUGACUGAUUGGAAAUUGGGGGUGGUAAAAAUUUGGAAUGAGGCAGAUGAUUUUCAUUUUAUAGAAUUUCCGUGUGAAAUUAAUGAGGGAGAAUCAAUAUCACAGAAUGAUCUUUUGCUGCUUUCCAGAGAUAAGUUUGGAGAUGGAAAAAGAGUACCUACUGUUUAUGCAUUUGCUUUGGUGGAACAUGUCCGGAAAUAUUUUAAUACCCGACUUGUUCGAGUUAGACUCUAUCUUGCUGGGGAGUUCUUAAAAUAUAAUACAGAUGAUGUAAAAUCUUGUCCUAGGCUGCUUAACAUGCGAUCUCAUAUAUGCGAGACAGAAAGACAGUUAUAUUUUAUGAAGCAAUGCAGCUUAUCUACUAUUGCUCGUGAAUAUUUGGCUAUUCGAACUUUAGGCUGUCUCCCGUACAAGGAUUUAAUAUUAAGUGCAGUUGGAGAAGAUUUUGGCACAGAAGUCGAGGAAUGGAAAAUCCCAACACCAUUGAGGGAAUAUGUUGAAAAUAGUUUUAAUCAGUACCAGCGUGAGGCCAUUACAGCUGGUCUAUCAUCAAAAGCCUUUGUCCUGAUACAGGGGCCCCCAGGGACUGGGAAGACUCAGACCAUACUUGGGAUUCUAAGUACCAUUUUGCAUGCAACUCCUACAAGAGUGCAUUCUAACAGGACCUAUGAGCUAAGGCAACGACCGCAAUUAACUACUGAGGAGAAACAAAGACAUUGGAGACUAGCGUCUCCAUGGCUUAGUAGUAUUAAUCCAAGGGAUAGUCUGAUGCCAAAAGACGGUGAUGAUGGCUUUUACCCAACUACUGGAAAUGAACUAAAACCUGAAGCUGUAACUUCAAGUCGGAAGUACCGUGUAAGAGUGUUAGUUUGUGCCCCAUCAAACUCUGCCCUUGAUGAGAUUGUGUUGAGGGUUCUCAAUGGAGGUGUACAUGAUGAAAAUGACCGUGUUUAUUGCCCUAAAAUUGUACGGAUUGGUCUCAAAGCACAUCAUUCUAUCAAGGCUGUUUCCCUGGAUGAACUUAUGAAACAAAAACGUUCUAGUGCCAAUAAAUCAUCCACCAAUAAGCAGAGUACUGCAGGAAGUAAUGAUGACAGUAUCCGAGCUGCAAUUUUAGAGGAGGCCACUAUUGUCUUCUCAACUCUCAGCUUUAGUGGUUCCCAUGUUUUCAGUAAACUAAAUCGUGGAUUUGAUGUUGUGAUUAUAGAUGAAGCAGCACAGGCUGUGGAGCCUGCAACUCUUGUUCCGUUAGCCAAUCAAUGCAAAAAAGUUUUUCUGGUUGGUGAUCCAGCUCAACUUCCAGCAACUGUAAUUUCGGACAUUGCUAAGAAUCACAGAUACGGCACAAGCUUAUUUGAAAGAUUGAUGGAGGCUGGUUAUCCAGUUAAAAUGUUGAAGACCCAAUAUCGAAUGCAUCCUGAGAUACGAAGCUUUCCCUCCAGUGAGUUUUAUGGAGACUCAUUGCAAGAUGGGGAUGAGGUGAAAUCACGGACAAUACGGGCAUGGCAUGAUUACCGCUGCUUUGGCCCCUUCUGCUUCUUUGAUAUACACGAGGGAAAAGAGACUCAACCAUCUGGGAGUGGUUCAUGGAUUAAUAUCGAGGAAGUUGACUUUGUUCUAUUCUUGUAUCAAAAACUGAUUUCACUUUAUCCGGCACUCAAAUCUGGUAACCAAGUUGCAAUUAUAUCACCCUAUAGUCAACAAGUCAAGCUCUUCCAAAAACGUUUUGAGGAGAUCUUUGGAAUGUCAGCUGAGAAAGUAGUGGAUAUAUGUACUGUUGAUGGUUGCCAGGGACGGGAAAAGGACAUUGCAAUAUUUUCAUGUGUCAGGGCAAGCAAAGAUAAAGGCAUAGGUUUUUUAGAAGACAUCCGACGGAUGAAUGUUGGGAUCACUAGAGCAAAGUCAGCAGUAUUGGUGGUUGGAUCUGCCUCAACAUUAAGGAGGAGUGAACAAUGGAACAAGCUAGUGGAAAGUGCAGAGAAAAGGGACUGUUUAUUCAAAGUUUCUCAACCAUAUUCAUCAUUCUUCAGUGAUGACAGUCUGGCCUCCAUGCAAAAAAAGGUAGCCGAACCAUCUCAGGUGAUUGGACCCACUGAUACAGUAGAUAAUGAUGUACAGCCCAACACUGCUGCAACCUUUGAUGAUCAAGCACAAGCUGAGGACAACGACGAUGGUGACGUGGACAUGCAUGAUGCGGGUUUUGAUGAGGAUUAGUUGAGUUGUAGACUGUAUAAAUAUAAUUUAUGUGUUUUCCUGUCAUGAGAAGGAAAAAUGAUAGUAUUCAUUUAAUGCAGAAAAAGACACUGCAUAGUUACUGAUUUUCUACCAGGUAUUUAUUAUAUGCAAGUAAAAAUGCACAGUUUUUAACUUA
Molecule: messenger RNA, 3011 nt
Organism: Vigna angularis (adzuki bean)
Lineage: Eukaryota; Viridiplantae; Streptophyta; Magnoliopsida; Fabales; Fabaceae
Product: probable helicase MAGATAMA 3
Exons: 20
Coding region: 386-2854 (822 amino acids)
Molecular function (GO): helicase activity
Source: RefSeq, a predicted model, not a curated record